UCUUGACGAACAAUAUUGACUAAAGACAACAGCUUAGAAAACUAUAUUUCCACUCAUCUGAGAUUCUCUGCCCAGGAGUUCUGGAAUCAGUCUACUACCAUGAUCUUAGAGGCAGUUAUUGAUUCAGAAUAAUAUAGAUUUCUAUAAGAAUAUACAUUUCACUGCAUCAAAGACAGAACUUUUUUACCAACAUUAGCAUUAGACUGAAAAUAAGAUAAUCGUACUUAUUAUUUGACACUAGUUUGAGCUUUUUAAGGAAGACCCGGUCAGAAUGUCCCGGCUGGACCCAGCCUGGGGGGUGGAGAGCAGCAGCAGCAUCAGGGAGUGGAGCAGGCAGGUCCAGCCUGCUCUGGUGGCCACCUUGGUGUUCCUCUCCUGUCUGGAAGCUUGUCUGUGGGUCAGGAACCUGCGUCUGAAGAGAAGGCUGCCAGGACCCUUCGCCUGGCCGCUGGUGGGAAACGCCAUGCAGCUGGGCCAGAUGCCCCACAUCACCUUCUCCAGACUGGCCAAGAAGUACGGGAACGUGUAUCAGAUACGGCUGGGCUGCAACAACAUCGUGGUCCUCAACGGAGACAAGGCAAUCAGACAGGCCCUGGUCCAACACAGCACAGAGUUUGCAGGCAGACCUAAGUUUAUAUCUUUUCAAUCUGUGUCUGGGGGCAGGAGUUUGACCUUCACUGACUACAGCAAACAGUGGAAGAUGCACCGACGGAUCACUCAGUCAACACUCAGAGCGUUUUCUUCUGCAAACAGUCAGACCAAGAAAGCCUUCGAGCAGCAUAUCAUGGCAGAGGCGAUGGAUCUGGUGCAGGUGUUUCUGAGGAUGAGCGCUGGUGGGAGCUACUGCGAUCCCUCUCGUGAAUUCACGGUAGCUGCCGCCAACGUCAUCUGUGCGCUGUGCUUCGGUAAACGUUACGGACACGAUGAUCUGGAGUUUAGGACCCUGCUGGGGAGGCUGGACAAGUUUGGAGAGACAGUGGGAGCUGGCAGCCUGGUGGACGUCAUGCCCUGGCUCCAGUCCUUCCCCAACCCCGUACGUAGCAUCUAUCAGAACUUCAAACACCUCAACGAGGAGUUUUUUUCCUUUGUGAAAAGCAAGGUGUCGCAGCACAGGGAGACGUUCGACCCUGAGGUGACGCGGGACAUGAGCGACGCCAUCAUCAACAUCAUCGAGCACGGGGAGCACAGCAGCCUGACCAAGGACUUUGUGGAGACGACUAUCACAGACCUCAUCGGAGCAGGGCAAGACACCAUGUCCACCUUUCUACAGUGGGUCAUGCUGCUUUUAAUCAAGUAUCCCGACAUCCAAGCCAAACUGCAGGACCAGGUGGACAAGGUGGUGGGCAGAGACCGGCUACCCACCAUAGAGGACAGGAGCAGCCUGGCCUACCUGGACGCCUUCAUCUAUGAGACCAUGCGCUACACCAGCUUCGUGCCUGUCACCAUCCCUCACUCCACCACCUCGGACGUCACCAUCGAAGGCCUGCACAUCCCUAAAGACACCGUGGUGUUCAUCAACCAGUGGUCCGUCAACCAUGACCCUCUCAAGUGGAAGGACCCUCACAUCUUCGACCCCUCACGCUUCCUGAACGACAACGGUGACCUGGACAAGGACCUGACCAGCGGUGUCAUGAUCUUCUCUGCAGGGAAGCGGAGGUGUAUCGGCGACCAGAUAGCAAAGGUGGAAAUCUUUUUGUUUUCGGCCAUUUUGUUACACCAGUGUAGCUUUGAGAGAAACCCGUGUGAACUCAACAGUCUGAAGUGCUCGUAUGGGCUCACACUCAAGCCCCUGAGAUACACCAUCUCAGCCCAGCUCAGAGGGAAGCUGCUGGGGCUCGUGCCCCCAGCGUGAGCCCUCCCACCACCCCGAGGACCAGCCACAGCUACACUCUUAUCCCUCCACCAAUGACAUUUAACAGUAAGUUGUUCUUUUUGCAAACCUGCACUGAAUGUUGUUAUUGUAUUUUAUAUUUAAUGAAUCCCUAAACACAGUCUGCAUGUUACCAUCCAUAUCAAUGCAGGGUUGAACACAAAGCUAAGCAGAGUGAUUGGUUUGAGAAGGAACCUUUUGAGGCCAAGGAGAUGUUGAAGAAGAGCAUUCUCAAAAUAUGAACUUGAUCAGCAUUUUAAAGAAAGUAUACCUUUUUCUUACAUUGUCCAUUGUGCGCUAAAUUUGUAUGCACUGUUUAGCAUGGUCAUGCGCAAAAUUAUAUGUUGGAAAUAUCCCUCAAAUGUCAAUUUAAACUAAUACCACAUUAUAGAGUAUAAGGUUGUGAGUGUUUGUGAAUGUUUAAGUUACACUUGAGUCCUCAGUCCAGAAGACUUUCUGUUGCCACUGUCGAGACAGUGAUAACAAUAUUUUAACCUUUGUUACAUAAAGCAGUUACAAUGUAUAUUUAUAGAUAUAUUGCAGGUAUGAAAUCAUAAAGUUGAUGUAAUCAUUUUCACUAUCUACUGUACUCACUGCAUAUGAGCACAUGAACCAUGAAUUGAGGGGCACAGACGCUGAAACCUGAGAAACCUUUAAAUAGGGAUUGCGUCAUGUAUUUCAAACUCACCAUCUGGAAUUAAGGUGUGGGAUUUCUUGUGUGGGAGAUGACCAAACCUAAUCAUGAAACUGAUUUGCCAAACGCAUGCUAUGUUGUACAAACACUGCCAGCAGCAGCUAUCCUAAGGCUGCUAUCCAAACUGUUUGUAAAUACAGUAAUACAUCAAAAUGGACUGAGUUUCCCUGUCAUGUGUUCUCAUAACUUUCUGUUUGUUUACAUAGCAAAGCUCUGAAAACUGGAUCCAUGUUGUCUUUACCAGAAGAUAAUUACAGUGCAGGAGUUGAUGAAGUCAUGUUUUUAAUUCUGUGCCUGUCUACAGCCAAGAAACUCAACUAUAGCAUGUAUGGAAUGUUCAGGCAUGGAUUCAUAACUGAAAAUAUCAAAAUGUAUAUCUUUGUUUUGUUUUAAAUUGUUGGAAAAUAAGCUACAUUUGAAAUCAAUAAAGAAACAAAAAAAAGAGAAAUUGAA
This is a messenger RNA of Osmerus eperlanus (European smelt), 3017 nucleotides long. RefSeq names its product cytochrome P450 1B1-like. Bases 272 to 1852 code for a protein of 526 amino acids. Gene Ontology annotation, molecular function: steroid 17-alpha-monooxygenase activity; heme binding; iron ion binding. NCBI's taxonomy places the organism in Eukaryota, Metazoa, Chordata, Actinopteri, Osmeriformes, Osmeridae. The transcript has a single exon. The record is from RefSeq and is a predicted model, not a curated record. Gene Ontology annotation, biological process: progesterone metabolic process; hormone biosynthetic process.